AUUAUGAGUAACGUUUUGCUACUACUUUCCAAACUUUAACUAAAAUAUCCAAGAUGGAGAUUACGUGGACAAAUACUCGUAAAAGUUUAAAAAAUUUUGCAAGUACAUUCAUGUGUGGAAAGUGUGGAAACAAACCGAUAACUCCAGUUAGAUAUACCAGUUGUGGAGAUUUUUUCUGUUCAAACUGUGCAAGAAGCAAUGAUGGUAAAUGUUAUUUAUGUGGUGUACCAGUUAGACCAAAUGAAAUACUUACUGAUCAUACAAUAUUAAAUCUUAUACGUGAUUGUGAUAUUAUUGCAAAUGUAAUAAAAGAAGACAAUUUGUGGGAUGUGAAAGUUAACAACAAAAAUAUAUCGCUAAGAAAUAAUGCAUUACCGAAUAAUUCCCAUACCAAUAAUACUGACAAUAAAAUUACCAAUUAUCAAUUACCACAAAGUGUUGCCAAAAAUAUAAAUAAACGCAAUCCGAAGGGUGAAACUUCUUUACAUGCAGCUUGCAUAAAGGGACAGAAAGAAAUAGUGGAAUCUCUGCUUAAUGCUGGUGCAAAUCCAAAUACAAAGGAUAACGCUAACUGGUCACCAUUGCAAGAAUGUAUUAAUUUAGGUUUUUAUGAAAUAUCUAAGUUACUCUUAAAAGCUGGUGCAUAUCCUAAUAUACCAGGUAUUGAUAAUAGGACACCUUUACAUGAAGCGGUUUUAAAUGAUAGAAUAAGAGAAGCAAAAUUAUUACUUGGAUAUCAUGCUAAUAAGAAUGUUUACGAUCAGUAUGGUAAAAAACCUAUAGAUUAUUGUAUCUCUAAAGAAAUGCAGCAAGUUUUAUCAGACGGAGACUUAUUUUCUAAUAAUGCAGAAAGUGAAUAUGAUUUAAAUUGCACUCUGAAUCAGACAUUAUGCCAAACCAAUUUGACUGUAUAUUUAUCAAAUUUAAAUGAAGCAAGCAAAAAAUUAUUUGAGAAAGCUGCCUUGAAACAUAAAAUAAAAUCUCUACCUACCUUUAAAUCAAGUGUAACUCAUGUAAUAGUGGAAGCGAACAAUAAAAAUAUUACUAAUCUCACUUAUGAUGUUAUGCUUGCUAUACUCAAUGGCAAAUGGUUACUGACUAGCGAAUGGAUUUCAAUGUGUUUAGAAUUGGAAGAUGUACAUCAAAUGGAAUUAGAAUUAUUUGAAGUCAGUGGUUGUCCUAUUUUGGGAAUACCUAAGCGAGCAAGACAAAACCAAGAACAACAAAAUCCACGAUUAUUCAAUCGAUGUUUCUUUUAUCUUGCUUUACAAGUUGACGUCGUUUAUUGUAUUGGUGAUGUUCAUUUAACGAAAAAAGAAAUAACGGAGCUAAUAAAUGCUGGUGAUGGAACUGUUCUUAUCAGAGAACCAAAUCCAGAAGAUAUAAAAGACAAGGAGCAAUGUAUUCCGUUUCAUGUUGCUUGUAAUCCUCGUCAUCCUUUAUUCAAGUGUACGCACUACAUUAUAUAUGCUCCUGGUAAUGACGAACCACGUAUUAAGUACAACAUGUCUCACAUAAAAAGUCUUCCUCUGAUAUGGCUAAUUGAAUGUAUAGAAAAGUUUACUUUACUUAAUCCCUCAUAUAUAGGUUUAUAAUAUAAUAAUUCUAUUUUAUAAUUUAUUCAGUCAUCGGUGUUUAUUAUUUAGUCUAUUUCUUCGUCAA
Messenger RNA from Polistes canadensis, 1662 nucleotides. RefSeq names its product BRCA1-associated RING domain protein 1-like. The coding region runs from base 54 to 1595 and encodes 513 amino acids. The record is from RefSeq and is a predicted model, not a curated record. Gene Ontology annotation, molecular function: protein binding. The transcript is spliced from 10 exons. NCBI's taxonomy places the organism in Eukaryota, Metazoa, Arthropoda, Insecta, Hymenoptera, Vespidae.